UGGACGCGGCGCGCGUGGUCCCCGCGGCCUGGCGCACUCGCGGGGCUCCGUGCGCCUGCAAGCGGCGCGUCGCCUCCCCACGCCGGAGCAGCGUGUUGCAGCAGGAGCUGCGGGUCCAGGAGAGCAGCGGGAGCAGCGGGCGCGGGCGAACAGCCCGGGAGCAUGCCCGCGCAGCCCCGCUGAAUGGCGCCUCCCGUGAGCCCGGGGAUGCUGCCCCUGCUGCUGUUGCUGCUACUGCCGCCGCUCGGCUCGGUUCCAGGCGUGUGGAGCUUUAGCGAACUGUUUUUCAUGAAAGAACCACAGGAUGCAACAGUCACAAGGAAAGACCCAGUCGUUUUAGAUUGCCAGGCUCACGGAGAAGGCCCCAUGAAGGUCACAUGGUUGAAAAAUGGAGCAAAAUUGUCCGAAAAUAAACGGAUCCAGGUUCUAUCUAACGGCUCUCUAUACAUCAGUGAGGUGGAAGGCAGGAGGGGAGAGCAAUCGGAUGAAGGAGUUUAUCAGUGCUUGGCAGUGAACAAAUACGGGGCCAUUCUUAGUCAGAAAGCUCACCUGACGUUGUCAACUAUCUCUGCAUUUGAGGUCCAUCCAGUGUCUACUGAAGCCCAUGAAGGAGGAGUUGCUAGAUUUUCAUGCAAGAUUUCAUCAACUCCCCCUGCAGUCAUAACAUGGGAAUUUAAUAGAACAGCCCUGCCUAUAACCAUGGACAGGGUGACUGCCCUGCCAUCAGGAGUGUUGCAGAUCUAUGACGUUGGCCCGGAGGAUGCUGGGAAUUACCGCUGUGUUGCAGCUACUAUAGCUCAUAAGCGGAAAAGCAUGGAGGCCUCGCUAGCCAUAGUUGCAGCUAAUGAGACCAGAUCCUUCUACAUGCCAACCAUUAUAGCCAGUCCACAGAACGUAACCGCGUCUCUACAUCAGACAGUUGUGCUAGAGUGUAUGGCCACAGGAUAUCCCAAACCCAUCAUUUCCUGGAGCCGUCUUGAUCACAAGUCCAUUGAUGUCUUCAACACUAGGGUACUUGGAAAUGGCAACCUCAUUAUAUCAGAUGUCAAGCUGCAGCAUGCUGGAGUGUAUGUUUGUCGGGCCACCACCCCAGGCACACGCAACUUCACAGUUGCUAUGGCAACAUUAACUGUAUUAGCUCCCCCUUCAUUUGUCGAAUGGCCUGAAAGUUUAACAAGGCCACGAGCUGGCACUGCACGAUUUGUGUGUCAAGCAGAAGGAAUUCCCUCACCCAAAAUGUCCUGGUUGAAAAAUGGGAGAAGAAUACAUUCAAAUGGCAGGAUUAAAAUGUACAACAGCAAAUUGGUCAUUAAUCAGAUUAUCCCGGAAGACGAUGCUAUCUAUCAGUGCAUGGCUGAAAACAGCCAAGGAUCUGUUCUGUCUCGAGCCAGACUGACCGUGGUAAUGUCGGAAGAUAGACCCAGUGCUCCUUACAACGUUCAUGCUGAGACCAUGUCGAGCUCUGCUAUCCUUCUGGCUUGGGAGAGACCACUGUACAAUUCAGACAAGGUCAUUGCCUACUCUGUGCACUACAUGAAGGCAGAAGGUUUAAAUAAUGAGGAAUAUCAGGUGGUCCUUGGAAACGACACAACUCAUUAUAUCAUCGAUGACUUGGAACCCGACAGCAACUAUACUUUCUACAUUGUGGCGUACAUGCCGAUGGGAGCCAGUCAGAUGUCGGAUCAUGUGACACAGAACACGCUAGAAGAUGUGCCCCUAAGACCUCCCGAAAUUAGCUUGACAAGUCGAAGUCCCACCGACAUUCUCGUCUCCUGGCUGCCAAUCCCGGCCAAGUACCGGCGGGGCCAAGUGGUGCUGUACCGCCUGUCCUUCCGCCUGAGUACUGAGAACGCCAUCCAAGUUGUAGAACUCCCGGGGACCGUGCACGAGUACCUUCUGGAAGGCCUGAAGCCAGACAGUGUCUAUCUGGUUCGGAUUACUGCAGCUACCCGCGUGGGGCUGGGAGAGUCGUCGGUGUGGACCUCACACAGGACGCCCAAAGCCACGAGCGUGAAAGCCCCGAAGUCUCCUGAACUGUAUUUGGAACCACUGAAUUGUACUACCAUCUCUGUGAGGUGGCUGCAAGACACGGAGGACCCGGCCGCCAUUCGGGGCUACAAGCUGUUUUACAAAGAGGAAGGGCAGCAGGAACACGGACCUAUCUUCCUAGACACCGGUGACCUGCUGUAUACGCUCAGUGGCUUGGACCCCAGAAGAAAAUACCAUGUGAGGCUCCUGGCUUACAACAACAUGGAGGACGGCUACCAGGCCGACCAGACCGUCAGCACUCCAGGAUGCGUAUCCGUCCGUGAUCGCAUGGUCCCUCCACCACCGCCACCCCACCAUCUCUACGCGAAGGCUAAUACCUCCUCUUCCAUCUUCCUGCACUGGAGGAGGCCUGCGUUCACCACCGCCCAAGUCAUUAACUACACCAUCCGCUGUAACCCUGUUGGCCUGCAGAAUGCCUCUCUGGUUCUCUACCUGCAAACGUCAGAAACCCACAUGCUGGUUCAAGGACUAGAACCAAACACCAAGUAUGAAUUUGCUGUCCGGCUGCAUGUGGAUCAGCUGUCCAGUCCUUGGAGUCCCGUGGUCUACCAUUCUACAUUGCCGGAAGCACCCACAGGACCCCCAGUAGGGGUAAAGGUGACCCUGAUAGAAGACGACACUGCCCUUGUUUCCUGGAAACCCCCAGAUGGCCCAGAGACAGUGGUGACACGCUACACCAUCCUGUAUGCUUCCAGGAAGGCCUGGAUUGCGGGAGAGUGGCAGGUCCUUCACCGUGAAGGGGCAAUCACCAUGGCUCUGCUGGAAAACCUGGUGGCAGGGAACGUGUACAUUGUCAAGAUAUCUGCGUCCAACGAGGUGGGAGAAGGGCCCUUUUCAAAUUCCGUGGAGCUGGCCGUCCUCCCCAAGGAUGCUUCAGAGUCGAACCAGAGGCCCAAGCGUUUGGAUUCUUCCGAUGCCAAAGUUUAUUCCGGCUAUUACCAUCUGGACCAGAAGUCAAUGACGGGCAUCACAGUAGGCGUUGGCAUAGCCUUGACCUGUAUCCUCAUCUGUGUUCUCAUCUUGAUAUACCGAAGCAAAGCCAGGAAGUCUUCCGCCUCUAAGACAACGCAGAGUGGAACCCAGCCAUUAUCCCGAGCCAGUGCCUCUGUAGCAUCAGGGAGUGACAUGGGGAAGAACCUGGAGAGAGCCACGGAGAAUGCAGAGUCCUUGAUACCCAUGAUGCCCAGCAGCUUCAUUGAUGCGAAGGGAGGGACUGACCUGAUCAUCAAUAGCUACGGUCCUAUAAUUAAAAACAACACUAAGAAAAAGUGGCUUUUUUUCCAAGACACUAAGAAGCUCAAAGUUGAACAGACUCAAAGAAAAUUUACUCAGACCGUCUGCUUUUACCAGCCGGGCACCACCGUGCUGAUCAGCGAUGAAGACUCCCCUGGCUCCCUGGGCCAGACCGCCAGCUUCCCAAGACCUUUUGGGGCUACUACCCUUGACACCGAGCAUUCAGCGAACAGUGAAGGCAGCCAUGAGACGGGGGAUUCCGGAAGGUUUUCCCAUGAGUCCAAUGACGAGAUACACCUGUCCUCCGUCAUCAGCAGCACGCCCCCCACCUCGAAUCCCCUCGCUGGUGGCGAUUCUGAUGGGGAAGCUGCGCUGCGGGACCACGGAGACCCUGCGCAGCCCUUGCCAGCUGAGCAGCCCUCAGCUCCGCAGCCGACAUCGGCAGGGCUGCGACAUGCUGCCGAGGGUUUUCCGGUCUAGACAGCCAUGCUCAGGAAUUCACAACAAGCAUCUGUUCGAAGGACAAUGAGCAGGGAGCCAAAGCCUUUUGUGAAAAUCUUGAUGUCUUACUGUUUAUUGUUUGUUUGGUUUGGUUUUUAAUCUUUUUUUUUUUUAAUUAUUUUUAAGCUCACGAAUUUUGAAUGUUUCAAUUGUCAACAAUGUGAAAUGGGGCAGUCAAGAUGCUUGACUGGACUCUUAAGAUAAAUCACUGGAGCGGAGGGAAGACUGUCUAGCCCUCUGCUGAAUAGCUACCUCAGUUUGCUGUGGGCAGACUCUGAAGACAACUGUGCUGCCUUCUUCGAGUGCUGGUUUCUCUCAGCAGCAUAACCAGUGGGACUUGCUAGUGACGCUGUGUGUCCGUUGUGUGUGUGAUGUGUGUGACUGAAGGAGUCCGAUAGGUAGAAGAGGAAGAAUGUUGGUCUGAAGCUCUGAUUUUUUUUUUUUUUUUUUUUUUUUAAAGAACCGUGAUAAUGUAACACCUCUCUCUGGCUGUGAGGAGAAAAUAUGGGAGUAUAUUUAUUUGAAUGGAAGAAACAAAUACGUCUCUUUGGAGAAGAGAACCACUCCAUAGUACACAGGGGAUCGUGUCCUUGCAAAGCUGAUGGGUUUGGGGCACCAGAGCAAGAGAAUUUUGCUCCGGCCUACACCAGCCUGCACUCAUCCUGCAAAGCCACCUUUUCCUUUGUCCCACAGCGGACCAACAGCGGCGCUGUCUCUUGUGGAACGUCUUCAAAGUUUACAGAGCUAGCUGCAAAAUACAAUGUAGGAAAGUGGAUUUUUUUUUUUUAAAUGGUUCAGAUUUUCUUUUUUAAAAUCUCAGUUUGGCUUCAAAUGGGGCAAAGAAGAAACGUUAUUAAAGAAUAUUAAGAAUGAAGAUAAGCGAAACAGUAGAGAUUAAGACAAACUUAAGGUUUUCAUAAUAACAGUGCCUUCCAUUGUGAGAAAUUUUGCCUUAUACCUUUUUAAUAUUCACGAAGAUGUUUAGGAAAAAAGGUACCACAAAUUUGCCUUAAAAAAAAAAAAAAAAAAGCUUGGAUCUUAGCGAUAGCUGUGCUAUCUGUCACCUUGCUGGAGUUGUUCUCUUUUUGAAGCUCAGGUUCCCUCCCCAUCACCCGUGCGGCUGAACUCUGGCUUGGUAGCCCACUAACACCAGAAGUGAAUUUAUCCUCUGGUUUAAAAUCAACAAAUCGUUUCCUCCUCUGGUCGGGCAGGCCUUCUCCGUCACCAGGCAACACGCUAGGUGCCGAGCCACGUGGGAGGGACAAAGACUGAGCCGUGAGAAGUAGGAACAAGCCUUUUAAAAUCAUGAGUUUUGCCCUCCCCGCAAUAUUUUUUUUGGAAGUGGCUUUUGAGUUGCGUUUUAAAAGAAGAACCCCUCCGUGGGUUUUCCCUUGAAACCGUCCCUCCAUGCACAGACAGGGCAGGUCCUGCCAGAUGGUGUUAUCACCCCGGUGUCAUCUAUUGCGAAGGCCUGCCGCUGCCACAGUUUUCAUCGUGAUUCUAAGUUUUGUGCCAAAUUGGACUUGCUUAGAAGCCCAGGCACCACUUCUCAGAACAGUUCUGUCCCGUUCACCGUGGGCUUCUCGGCAAAAUGGGGGAAAAAAAGAAAAAAGAAAGAAAAAAAAAAAAAGCAGAGCUUUAGGUGAACAAUCGGAGGCGAGAAAAUGGCUUCCUUCCCCUGCCUUCGCGCUCCUGUUUAUACUACCUCCUUUUAAAGUUAUUCUAGUGUUAUUGUUCUUUCCUGUACUCAGGGACUUUUUUGUUACUCUUGAGCUCAUGUUGCAUGGGCGGGUGCAUUGACAGGGUAUGGUGUUCUUUGGUUCGUAAGUAGAAGUACGUGGGCCAACUUCUCUCAGUAUCUAAAAUGAAGGGGCACAAUGGGAUGGAUCACAAGUCAGAAGCAAACCGAAUGGAAAGGAGAAACCAGGUUUAGGGCCGUGCAUAUUUAAGCCAUGUUCCCUGCCUGGGUCAUCCGAAAGGCUGUGACCGGACAUUCCCGGAAGAACGUGCGCUGUUUCCUGAUGAAUAGGCCCUUAGUUAUGAUAGAUCUUUAGCUUAUAAUUAUUUGCUAGUUCAUUUUUGUUCUUAUACAGACUUCUCUGUCAAUUCUGUUACCAAAGAAUUUUCAAUUAGACAGUAAAAUUUCUAUGACAAGUACCUUAAAUCCAAUUCACUAGAAACAGAUAUAGACUCGAACACAAGCAAUUUCUAACCCUAAUCUGGAGGGUUUAUAUUGAUAGUUAAAAUUAAUUAGGUUAGUGACAUAAACUACCUUACUGUCACCAGAGAGUUUAAAAUAAAUUGUUGUAAUUUCCUUGCCAGCAGAUAGUUACAAACUAAACUGUAAGGUUUUUUUUUUUUUUCUUCAGCAAGUAAAGAAACCAACUCUAUAGUAUUAAUGUAUUUUCAAAUUGUUGAAAUUACUUGUUGGAGAGAAAAAAAAUAAAUAUUACUACUAAUUUCACAGACUAAGGUAUUUAAUGUUCAACAGAGGCUUUUGGCUUGGUGAAAGCCAGCUUCUUUGAAGUCUGAAGUACGAAAUUCUAACUAAAGUGUGAAGGUUAUCAUGUCUUCCUCAGGGUUUCAUUAUUCAUCAUAUUCAACUCCAAAUAAGCUGACAUGCAAAUUAGGAAUUGUUUCACUUUACAAAACCAGAUUUUCUGGAAGUGGUGGUAACCUGGCUGCCUGUCAUUUUUAUUGUCAAAUAUUACAAUAUACUGCUCAUCGGUAUUUUCAUACCAAAGACCAUUAAAAUAUAUAGUUUAGCCUGUAAGUAAAGAUGAGCAGGUUUAAAAUAAAUUUAUUUAGAAACAGAUAGGGAAUAUAGCUUUAGUGGCAAAAAAGAAAAUAUCAAAAGGCUAAGUUUACAUAGUUAAAAGCAAUACAGUUAUAUUGGUAUUUAUCAGUGUUUUUUAUUCGAGUACUUUAUAUCAGCAAAUUAAAAAGAAAUUAAAAACCAAAGAUAUUUAAGGUUACCUCAGAAUAUAGGAAAGUUUAGCUGUACAUUGAACUGUUGUUUGUUGUUUUGUGUUAACACACUGUCUCUCCAGAACCUCUCCUCUGUGUGCAGACAGCGUCCUGAGGCUUUCCAUGGCGUCUGCUGACUCAGCCACAGGUCUGUUUUUACUAAGAGCUGUGCUCCUUCCAUACAGCCUGCGAGGAUGACAGGCCAGCCAAGAGAGCAGCAGGCUGUCGGUACCGUGGGAAGCCCUACAGCGUCCUAGAUAGUCUGCAUUCCUUGUAAAGUCGUCCUGUAGCUACUCGUACAGCUUGAGGAAAGCAAAAGGUGCCACUGUUCGGGUGGGCAGUGCUUUGGGCUCAAGUUCGGUUCCUAAGUCGUAAGAUUUUCAUUGCGUCGAAAAGCCGGGCUUUCGAUCUCAAGUGGAAACCUGUUCAAGUGCCAGGGGGACGAGCUGCUCCUGAUGUGUUAGAGGCUCUCUUGCCUUGACCUCAGACACGAGCCAUGCGGCAGAGACUGGGGUGUGCACUGUUUGUCUCUUCUGAGGGACUUCUGCAAACAGCAUAAAAGAGGCUCAUAGCCGACCAGUCAGGAGCACCGCUUAAGUCCUUGGAAAGCCGCCAUUGGAAACAGUGCUUCGUGUCAUCGAAGGCUGGGGUGGUUCACUCCUGUACCAAUUGCAGCAGUCGGAGGAAGGGGGCAGCGUGCAUUUUAGGAAAUGCUACUGCACAUGGGUCAGUCAGAGCCCGCUGUAAUUCAUGGUUCGAUUCUGUACAUUUGCAUAUCAUCAGAUGUCCAUUUUGAAUACCAGAUGUGGAAAAAGAGUUCGAACUGUAUUGUAAAGAGCUGGUACCUGAAGCAACCAUGUAUUUUGCAAGAUUUUCUUCCUGAAAAUUUACUACAUGCAUCCUUGAUAAAAAUUGCUU
Messenger RNA from Mus pahari (shrew mouse), 7668 nucleotides. RefSeq names its product protogenin (gene Prtg). Gene Ontology annotation, cellular component: axon; plasma membrane. Lineage: Eukaryota; Metazoa; Chordata; Mammalia; Rodentia; Muridae. Gene Ontology annotation, biological process: cell-cell adhesion; axon guidance. The transcript has 20 exons. Bases 184 to 3762 code for a protein of 1192 amino acids. The record is from RefSeq and is a predicted model, not a curated record. Gene Ontology annotation, molecular function: protein binding.